UUUCCGCAUCAGCCUCGUCCUAACAACCAUCCUACCAUGGCAACAGCGCGACUUUCUCUCAUAUUUAUUGUAAUUUGCGCGAGUUUAGCCGACGACGAAGUUAAACUAAAGUUCAAACCAGCAACAAAACCCGUGAGAUUAUUCACCGAGGAGGAGCUGAAGAGAUACGACGGUAGCGAGGAGGGGCAGCCCAUUUACAUGGCAAUAAAAGGAGUUGUGUUUGAUGUCACCAAGGGAAAAGAGUUUUAUGGUAAAGGCGCUCCAUACAACGCCCUGGCGGGGAAGGACGCCACUCGGGCUGUGGCCAAGAUGUCCCUGAACGCAGCAGACUUAACAUCAGAUACUACGGGCCUGACUGAACAGCAGCUCCAGUCUCUGGACAGCGUAUUUGAAGGCACAUACAAAACUAAGUAUCCCAUCGUGGGCUACACUGCGUCAAGAAUCCUCAACCAGGAUGGAAGUCCCAACGAAGACUUCAAACCAGAGGACCAGCCUCAGUUUCAGCUCAAAGAUGAGUUUUAGACUUGUGUAUUUUCUUCUGAAUCAAGGUUUUCUGUGAAUGUAGCGAUUUUUAGACAAAUCUCCUGUUUUAAAUCAUGAUCAAAGAGUUUGCAAGAGGAGAACAAAACCGUUUUUUACUUGAAAUGAAGAUUUACUGUUCAUAGACGUAAAGAAACCACUUUAUCUUUCAGGAAAUAUUAAGUAGAUUUACCAGGAACAAAGCGAGUGUUUCAGCUCACUCACUUUUAAAAUUUCUAUGCAUGUUAGAUUAUGUUGUAGUGGCGCAAAGAAAUGUGAAAAGAUUCAUAGAAAAGCAUCCGUCCUUUCUCAUUCUGGUCAAUUAUUGCCUCGGUCUGUGGAAAACUGUGACUCAUACGUGACGAAAAACUGAAGAAAGAGCAAAUAAAUGCACACGAAAAUGCUUUAAACUCAUUAUAAGUGAAGAAAUACAGUGAUUAUCAUCACAUUUCCUUUCACUUCCUCCACAAAGAAACAGGGUUGUUUAGCUUUCCAACAUGUGAACAAAUAUAAAAACAAGCAAAUGAAUCUGGUAACACUAAUGUUGCAGCAAUUGUUGGCAAUCAUUGCCACAAAUCUGUCACUUAAAUCAGACACCAACAGGCAAAUAAACACCUAAACCUUAUAAGUGCUGAAAAAAAGGAUAGUUGUCAGUUUUUUGUAAAAGUUUUCAUAAGUAAUUCAUUGACUGCGGUCGAUACAUUCAUGAUUACAGAACAAAUAGGAUUAAUUUGACCAUAUAUUUCACGUUAACAACGGCUAAACAUUAGCUUAUGUGAAGCUCAGGUUUAUUAUAUGUGGUUUCAGAGGUGAAGUGAGGUUAAAACUGCCAGAAACGAGACUGGAUUUUAGUUAUAGCUGCGACAGCGAUCGAUUGAUGAAUGAAGUCAAACAUUAACGAGAAGAAAAUGCCUUGGAAAGACUUGGAGAUGUGACAAAUGUUCAGUUCUUCUUCCUGUAAUGUGUCGGACAAGCAGUCGAAAAAUACUUGUUUACUGAUAAAUCACAUCUCAUAACAUGAUUUACUUGUCUUUGUACGUGUCCUGAGCCUUAUUCUGUACAGCACCUUUAUUGACUGUUGUCACAUUAAAGGUACUUUAUAAAUAAAAGAUUCAUUUGCGAUUGUUUCAACUGUUUACAUGUUGUAACAAAUAGAAUAAUUAUGAAAAAGAAAACUGUAAAUCUGCUGCUCUGUAAAUGUUUACAAGAUCAGAAUUGUUCCAUUUGAUUUCAACUUGAUUUUUGUACUAAAUAAACUCUCUGAGUCCUCUACUU
Molecule: messenger RNA, 1794 nt
Organism: Mugil cephalus (flathead mullet)
Lineage: Eukaryota; Metazoa; Chordata; Actinopteri; Mugiliformes; Mugilidae
Gene: nenf
Product: neudesin neurotrophic factor
Exons: 4
Coding region: 37-522 (161 amino acids)
Cellular component (GO): endomembrane system; membrane
Source: RefSeq, a predicted model, not a curated record